Molecule: messenger RNA, 905 nt
Organism: Linum tenue
Lineage: Eukaryota; Viridiplantae; Streptophyta; Magnoliopsida; Malpighiales; Linaceae
Source: the annotation of a GenBank genome assembly
ACCCUCCUCCUUUUCCCGCUUUUCCAUGCUGUGAAAGUUUAAAACGAAAGCAGAGAAAUUCAGUGAGUAAAUUGAAUGCCGAGGGACAGGGAUCCGCUGGUGGUAGGGCGGGUGAUAGGUGAUGUGUUGGAUCCUUUCACGAGGUCGAUCCCGCUGAGGGUGACUUACAUGAACAGCAGGGAUGUCAACAACGGCUGCGAGCUCAAACCUUCUCAGGUUGCCAACCAACCCCGCGUCGACAUUGGCGGGGAGGACCUUAGGACCUUCUACACUCUGGUAGUUAUGGUGGAUCCGGACGCGCCAAGCCCCAGUGACCCUAACUUGAGGGAAUACUUACACUGGCUGGUGACAGAUAUUCCAGCCACUACCGGGGCAAGCUUUGGGCAAGAAGUGGUGUGCUACGAGAGCCCGCGGCCGUCGGUGGGGAUUCACCGGUUCGUAUUCAUACUGUUCCGGCAACUGGGCCGGCAGACGGUUUACGCGCCCGGUUGGCGCCAGAACUUCAACACCCGAGACUUCGCCGAGCUCUACAACCUGGGCUCGCCGGUGGCCGCCGUCUACUUCAACUGCCAAAGGGAGAGCGGCUCCGGGGGAAGGCGGCGAUGAUCCAUCCGGCCGGCCGGCCGGCAGCACACGAAGAGAAAAACACACACAACACUAUAUAGUUAAUUAUUUGUGAACGCCCAACGAAGAAAAGGUUACUAUACAUAAACACGUACCUACGUACGUACGAUGCCCACUCUUCCCUUAGUUACACUUGUGUCCUAUAAAGAUACUGAUAGUCAUAGUAAUAGUAAUAGUUAGUACUAAUAAUAAUAAAAGGAAACGAAAAGUGGCGAGUCUGUUAAUGGCGACUUUGUUCCACGAAUAUACUUACUUAUUGGUAGGUUAUUUUACCAGUUUCA